AUGGUAUCGUCUCACCACCGGGUCGGCCCUCCCUGGGUCCAAGGCGCCACUUCAGACGGGAGGUCGAGAUUGUUCGAUUUGAUUUCGUCGGAAAAGUCGGGAGGGUGGAGAAAUUUCUUUGCAGCGGAGACGGCGCCUCCCUCUCGCGUGACGCCGUGGCGCACGGGCAUGAAGAAACAUCACGAACGGGACUCGGUCGUUUCCUUCACUCUCUUUCAUCCGUCCAUCAACUCCAUCUCAUACAUCCAUACUAACGUUACUACGCACCGUGGGCGGCGAGGCCAACUGGAGCCCUGCUUCCCGACCAGUGUCACAGACUUCCUGGAGCGCUAG
Messenger RNA from Purpureocillium takamizusanense, 333 nucleotides. RefSeq lists its product as uncharacterized. The transcript has a single exon. Bases 1 to 333 code for a protein of 110 amino acids. Lineage: Eukaryota; Fungi; Ascomycota; Sordariomycetes; Hypocreales; Ophiocordycipitaceae. The record is from RefSeq and is a predicted model, not a curated record.